Bombyx mori (domestic silkworm) is the source of this 2856-nucleotide messenger RNA. Its product is annotated as E3 ubiquitin ligase Rnf121. The coding region runs from base 165 to 1115 and encodes 316 amino acids. The transcript is spliced from 8 exons. The record is from RefSeq and is a predicted model, not a curated record. NCBI's taxonomy places the organism in Eukaryota, Metazoa, Arthropoda, Insecta, Lepidoptera, Bombycidae. Gene Ontology annotation, molecular function: metal ion binding; ubiquitin protein ligase activity. Gene Ontology annotation, cellular component: endoplasmic reticulum membrane; Golgi membrane.
UUAUACACUUAAUAUAUUUAUGUAUUCUAUUCGUCUAGUAUAGACAUAUAUUUUGUAAUAUUUAGUAUUUGUCGUGUUGGAUUUUAAUCUAAAUAUUAAUUAAAUUAAUGUAAUUGUACAACCUAAGUUCAUUUAGUGUUAAGAAUCAUAUUUAAGUAACAAACAUGGACCUUCACCGACCGGUGGAUCCUAACAAGACAUACCAGGAGCUGACGUCUGAGGAGAGAUUGAGAUAUGAUCACCAGAAAUUGCAUGAACUCCACAAAGGCCAUGAAUCAAUGCAUACAACUAUGGUCUUAAUAUUAAUAGGAGCACUUGUAAUUUCACAAGUUGUCAUUGUCCAAUGGAAGAAACGACAUUAUAGGUCAUAUGCUUUCUUCACAAUGAUCGCCAUGUGGUCCAUCCCAGUCAUGAUAAGCUUUAAAAACGGUUGGUGGAGAUUUGUUUCAAUUUGGAGUGUAUUCACACUCCUUACAGCUCUAGUCAUUAGAAAAAGUUCAAUUAAGCCAAUGUCUGCUACUACGCCUAGAUUAGUGUACAAAUGGUUUUAUUUAAUAUAUAAAGUUUGCUGUUUUGUUGGUGUGUUUGGUUACAUACUGAUGAUGCUUACAAUGCUCGGCGUCAACUUGAUGUUCGGACAGAAGCCCCAAGUCUGGAUGGACAUAGCUAUAUUAUUUUUGUUUAACGGCUUGUACUUCGGAGUACUAGGGAGGGAUGUUGCUGAAUAUUGCACCGAUCAAAUGGCAGCAUCCAUCGGGUACUACACGAAGGAGGGCAUACCGACUCGGCAGCUGGAGAGCGACGUGUGCGCCGUGUGCGGGGCCGCGCUGUUGGUGCCGGUGCACGAGGAGGGCGUGCUGGAAAACACAUACAAGCUGCCGUGCGGACAUGUCUUCCACGAGUUCUGCAUCCGGGGCUGGUGCAUAGUCGGCAAGAAGCAGACGUGUCCGUAUUGCAAAGAGAAGGUGGACCUCAAGCUGAUGUUCACGAACCCUUGGGACCGUCCGCACAUCAUGUACGGCCAGCUGCUGGACUGGAUCCGCUGGCUGGUGGCGUGGCAGCCGCUCGUCAUGUUCCUCGUGCAGGGAGUCAACUGGUUGUUUGGACUUGAAUGAAAUCGAUGAGAAAUGUUUAAUACUGAUCGAUACGAUUUGUCGUUGAAUUAAAAAAAAAAAUUUUCUUUAUCCAGGGUAUGCAAAACUAAAACAAAAAUAGAUGGCAAUGCUGGAGAGUCCUAACGUGAUUACACGAAAAAAAAACAUAACUGCAGAUUACAAUAAUAAUUUCGUAGUGUGUUAUUUCAUAAUAAACAAAUACAUAACAAAUAAAUAAAUAAGUGGCACCCAAGAUUUGAUAGGAGCAUCCGCGAGCCGCCUGCUCAAAGCGCGUGCGGACAAUGUAAAUUCAUGAAAUGGAUUUUUUUAAAAAGAAUAUCAAGUUUUUAUGAAUGAAAUGAAAUGCGUUUAUUUCAGGCAACUUAAUCCCAUAAAUUUUCACAUACAAUGACAUAAAUAUACAAUAAAAUUAAAAUUUAUCAGAAUGACCAAAAACAAAAAAAAAACAAAAAUGAAACCGAAUCAAAAUUAAUAAAUUAAAAUUAAUUAAUAAUUAAUAAGCAAUGCAUUUUAUGCUUUGCUGAACAAAUGUUGUGUACCGCCACGUCAGGGUAGUGGUGGUCUGCCCUUUCGACACUGGGGGCAGACCAUAACCUCCUGCAUAUUGCUCAUCUGCUAGUCAUCAUUUAACGACGUCGAAGAUUCGAUUGACGUUUGCUAAACAAAUACAAUUCGUUCUAUUAGCUCUUUAUUUGUUGAAAUAGAAUAGUUCGACAAUUCAUUCGGUAGGAAAUGCUUAUCGCUUCAAAUGUGUGGUCCGUGAAUGUUCUUGAUUAGUUCGGUGCGACCGCCGCCUCUAGAGUGUAGGUGUGUGUCGACUGCGUGAUGUUGGCGCAUCAGUUAGCUUAGUGCGAGUUUUGUAACGUUUUCGAUAGUGUAAAAGGAACAGCGCCCCUAGCGGCAAACGUAAGCAAACGUUCCAACUCCAUGCAAAUUUGAGUUAACUUUUACGCAAUCGAGAACGUUAAAAUACUCGCACUGAGCACAGACUACGUGGCGAGCCAACUUACUCGAGAUCACCUUGUAGACCUCGGGAACUGUAACCGACAAAUCGUAUCGUGUGUACAUCAUGCGGACUGGUUUAUUGUUAAGUUAAGAAAUCGUUUUUUUUUAAAUGUUGUUUCAAUUUCAGUACAAUUAAUUAUUCGACGGGAGAAAUCAGUAUUUUUUGCAAUAAAAUCUUUAUUACUUAUUUAUAAUAUAAUUUGAUAUAAUUUAAACAUUUAUAGCUCGUAGGCUAAAUUCAAAUUCUGUUGUACUCUAUGGGCUGUGACGUCACUAGACUGACAGCGGUGCGGCCGUCACUGUCAGUCGACGCACUGCAAUACAGGCUUCCGUUCCGUUAACCCGCCUCAACCCUGUCUACUGGCGUUUAGAAACUUACGCUUAUGUCUGGUAUUUGCGUAGACAGACCAGCCUAGACCUACCUGACGUUAAGCACUUACCGGUACCAGUAGACAUCCAGCCAUCGAUAGCCGGACCCGUCAGCAUAACAACCCUCUCGCCCAGCGCAAAGGUCCACCGCCACCUCUCGAAGCACAGCCUGUUGUCCGCAAGUGACCACUUAGUGGGAGGGCGAGACCGGUGCGCGACUUAACCCAUUCCUUUGUAAAACCAGUAGUUCAUUCUGUUCAUUCUGUAUGAACAUUAAAACAUUAGUUAAGAAAUAUUAUUUUUAUAUAAAAUCGUGUUGUCGGUUUGAUACUGUUGAUAUUACAUACGAAUAAAUCAAAUCUGAACA